CCCAAACAGCAAGGCCUGGGCCCAGCUAGGCCUGAGUGUGGGGGAUGUGUCAGUGCACAUCUGCCUGGCUUAACAUGCCAUCCAAUGGGAAAACUGUUGAAUCGGGUGGUGCCAGGGGGUCUUCCCCUACACAAAUAGGGAGCAGGAGAGGGACGCUGAGGGAGAAGGAUAGGAGCUUUGGGAUCCACCCCUCCAAUCUUCUUUACAAGGUCACUCUGAGAAAGGGGACGAGGACAGGAGCCUGUGACAGAGGAACUAAGGGAGGACUAGGUGACCCUAGGGUCAGGAGGUGGGAGGAGGAAGGGCUGUACCCCCACAUCCAUUAUGAAAUAUUUUCCUGGAAAACCAGCCAGCAACUAGGAAGCUCCUGGGCAGUGGCUGGAAAGAAAGGUUAAGGUGCCAACAGCAGAGAAGCUGGAAUCUGGGGUGCCUCCAGGAGAGGACAGCCCCCACUCUAGCCGUGAAUCCAGGGGCUUCCCAGGGAGGGUGGAGAGACCAGACUUGUGGAGAGGGGCCUGGGGAGCCUCUGGUUUGGCCUCAGCCAUCAUCGCCGUUGUCUCAGCUGCUGCAGAUCUGCCUGCUCUGUGUCCUUCCUCCUCCUCCUCCCCCGACCUCUUUGCUGUGUCUCCUCCAUUUGUCUCUCUCCUUCCCUUGUCAUCACUGUCCCUGACCCCUCUCGUCCUCUUCCCUGCCUUCUUUGACUGUCUUUCCCUCCCUCCCAUCAUCUUUCCUCCUCCUUCCCUCCUGCUCUCCACCCUCCUGUUUCCCAGCUUAUAAACUGCUUCGGCUGCUGGAUAAAAAUAGCGGUGGCAGCGGCCAGGCCGGGAGCCAGCAGGCCCCUGAGGGAGGGAGCUGUCAGCCAGGCAAAACCGAGAACAUCAUCGCCAUGACAACCAGUCACCAGCCUCAGGACAGAUACAAAGCUGUCUGGCUUAUCUUCUUCAUGCUGGGUCUGGGAACGCUGCUCCCAUGGAAUUUUUUCAUGACGGCCACUCAGUAUUUCACAAACCGCCUGGACAUGUCCCAGAAUGUGUCCUUGGUCACUGCUGAACUGAGCAAGGACGCCCAGGCGUCAGCCGCCCCUGCAGCACCCUUGCCUGAGCGGAACUCUCUCAGUGUCAUCUUCAACAAUGUCAUGACCCUAUGUGCCAUGCUGCCCCUGCUGUUAUUCACCUACCUCAACUCCUUCCUGCAUCAGAGGAUCCCUCAGUCCAUACGGAUCCUGGGCAGCCUGGUGGCCAUCCUGCUGGUGUUUCUGAUCACUGCCAUCCUGGUGAAGGUGCAGCUGGAUGCUCUGCCCUUCUUUGUCAUCACCAUGAUCAAGAUCGUACUCAUUAACUCGUUUGGUGCCAUCCUGCAGGGCAGCCUGUUUGGUCUGGCUGGCCUCCUGCCUGCCAGCUACACGGCCCCCAUCAUGAGUGGCCAGGGCCUAGCAGGCUUCUUUGCCUCCGUGGCCAUGAUCUGCGCUAUUGCCAGUGGCUCGGAGCUAUCAGAAAGUGCCUUUGGCUACUUUAUCACAGCCUGUGCUGUUAUCAUUUUGACCAUCAUCUGUUACCUGGGCCUGCCCCGCCUGGAAUUCUACCGCUACUACCAGCAGCUUAAGCUCGAAGGACCCGGGGAGCAGGAGACCAAGUUGGACCUCAUUAGCAAAGGAGAGGAGCCAAGAGCAGGCAAAGAGGAGUCUGGAGUUUCAGUUUCCAACUCUCAGCCCACCAACGAAAGCCACUCUAUCAAAGCCAUCCUGAAAAAUAUCUCAGUCCUGGCUUUCUCUGUCUGCUUCAUCUUCACUAUCACCAUUGGGAUGUUUCCAGCCGUGACUGUUGAGGUCAAGUCCAGCAUUGCAGGCAGCAGCACCUGGGAACGUUACUUCAUUCCUGUGUCCUGUUUCUUGACUUUCAAUAUCUUUGACUGGUUGGGCCGGAGCCUCACAGCUGUAUUCAUGUGGCCCGGGAAGGACAGCCGCUGGCUGCCAAGCCUGGUGCUGGCCCGGCUGGUGUUUGUGCCGCUGUUGCUGCUGUGCAACAUCAAGCCCCGCCACUACCUGACUGUGGUCUUCGAGCACGAUGCCUGGUUCAUCUUCUUCAUGGCCGCCUUUGCCUUCUCCAACGGCUACCUCGCCAGCCUCUGCAUGUGCUUCGGGCCCAAGAAAGUGAAGCCGGCUGAGGCGGAGACCGCAGGAGCCAUCAUGGCCUUCUUCCUGUGUCUGGGUCUGGCACUGGGGGCUGUUUUCUCCUUCCUGUUCCGGGCAAUUGUGUGACAAAGGAUGGAUGGACAGAAGGACUGCCUGCCUCCCUCCCUGUCUGCCUUCUGCCCUUCCUUCUGCCAGGGGUGAGCCUCACUGGUCUGGAGGUUUUUCUUCUAACUGACUUCUGCUUUCCACGGCGUGUGCUGGGCCCAGAUCUCCAGGUCCUGGGGAGGGAGCCUUUGGACAGACAGUGGGGACAUUGUGGGCUUGGGGCUCAGAGUGGAGGGACGGGGUGUAGCCUCGGCAUCUGCUUGAGUUUCUCCACUCUUGGCUCUGACUGAUCCCUGCUCGUGCAGGCCAGCGGAGGCUCUUGGGCUUGGAGAACACGUGUGUCUCUGUGUGUGUGUCUGUGUCAGUGUCUGCCAGACUGUCCGCCUGUCCCGGGGUGGCUAGGAGCUGGGUCUGACCGUUGUAUGGUUUGACCUGAUAUACCCCCUACCUCCGUUCUCCCCUGCGCCGCCUCCUCUGUGUUCUCUCCAUGUCCCCCUCCCAGCUCCCCAUGCCCAGUUCCUACCCAUCAUGUACCCUGUACAGUUGCCACGUUACUGCCUUUUUUUAAAAAUAUAUUUGACAGAAACCAGGUGCCUUCAGAGGCUCUCUGAUUCAAAUAAAGCUUUCUUGUUUUUUUCUCCUUG
Messenger RNA from Cercocebus atys (sooty mangabey), 2880 nucleotides. It is a transcript of the gene SLC29A1, whose product is annotated as solute carrier family 29 (equilibrative nucleoside transporter), member 1. Gene Ontology annotation, biological process: nucleoside transmembrane transport; uridine transmembrane transport. Gene Ontology annotation, molecular function: nucleoside transmembrane transporter activity. The transcript is spliced from 13 exons. The record is from RefSeq and is a predicted model, not a curated record. NCBI's taxonomy places the organism in Eukaryota, Metazoa, Chordata, Mammalia, Primates, Cercopithecidae. The coding region runs from base 887 to 2257 and encodes 456 amino acids. Gene Ontology annotation, cellular component: plasma membrane.